CACGCGAGAAACGGGGAGAGAUACCGUUCAUUGCGGCGACUACAGGGACUGAGCCACCGGUCUGUAAACAUCUGAGAAUGACCAUCGCUAGUGGGUCAGUGCUGUCUGCCAGACACUGCGCUCAGGCAGGACAUGCAAGGAACACACUGAGGUGGGACCUGUCUCCAGAUGAGAUCAGGACUAUGACAGACAGCUUGAUUGCCAGAGUAAAGAAGGUCUAUGACGACGUUGGAUCCCUAAAUAUAGAAAAUGUCUCUGUCGAAAACACCCUGAUGACCUUGGCUAAUGCUAAGAUGGAUUAUGCAUCAUCACACCACGUUCUCGCCUUCCCUCAGUAUGUUUGUCCUUCUAAGGAGCUGCGAUCAGCAAGCACCGAAGCUGACAAGAGACUGUCUGAGUUGGACGUGGAGAUAAACAUGCGGGAAGAUGUGUUCAAACGAAUCACUGCCUUGCAGAAUAAACAGAAAGACAACCUUUCAGCUGAGGAAAAAAGAUUCCUGGACAGACUUGUUACACUGGGCCAGAGGAAAGGAUUGCACCUGUCUAAAGAUAUACAAGAGGAAAUAAAAAGAACUUCCAAGCUCAUCAGUGAACUCUCCAUCGAGUUUAACAAGAAUCUGAACGAGGAGAGCAAAUUUCUUAUUUUUUCUGAGCACGAAUUAGGUGGGCUAGCUGCCACUUUUCUCAGUGGACUGGAUAAGACGGCUGAAGGACGGUAUAAAGUGACCCUGGAAUAUCCCCAUUACUAUCCACUGAUGAAGAGGUGCCAUAAUCCUGAAACAAGGAGAAAGAUGGAAAUGGCUUUUAACAGCAGGUGUAAAGAGGUAAACACGGCAAUCUUAGAAGAGUUGAUACAGCUGCGGGCGAAGGUUGCACGCUUACUUGGUUACGGUAGCCAUGCUGAGUAUGUGCUGGAGAUUAACAUGGCUAAAAAUGCAAGCAACGUGUCUGACUUUCUGGACAAGUUCCAUGAAGCACUGAAGCCCGUGGGAAUCAAAGAGAGGAAAUACAUUCUUGCGCUGAAGAAGAGGGAGUGCCUGAUGAAGGGCUACCAGUUUGAUGAGAAGAUUAAUGCCUGGGACUUGCCCUACUACAUGAAUCAAGUGGAGCAGCGCAAGUUUGCUGUGGACAAGGACAAACUGAUCGAGUAUUUCCCUCUUGAUGUGGUGACAGAAGGGCUGUUUGGUAUCUACCAGGAGCUGCUGGGUCUCACAUUCACAGAGGUGGAACAGGCUGACGUGUGGCAUGAAAAUGUCAAGCUGUACUCAGCCCGGGACACUGAAACGGGGGAGGAGAUUGGUCAGUUCUACCUGGAUCUGCAUCCAAGGGAAGGAAAAUAUGGCCACGCAGGUUGCUUUGGGCUCCAGCCUGGCUGCGGAGGCCCUGAUGGAAAGCGCAGGCUACCGGUUGCAGCCAUGGUGGCAAACUUCACCAAGCCCAGGAAAGAUUGUCCUUCUCUCCUCCAACACCAUGAAGUGGAGACCUAUUUUCAUGAGUUUGGUCAUGUCAUGCACGAAAUCUGCUCAAAUACCGCUUUUUCAGAAUUCAGCGGAACAAUGGUGGAGACAGACUUUGUGGAGGUGCCGUCUCAAAUGCUUGAGAACUGGGUUUGGGAAAAGGAGCCUCUGAGAAGAAUGUCCCGUCACUACAAAGAUGGCACCUCCAUCCCAGACGAGCUGCUCGACAAACUGAUUGCCUCCAGAGUUGCUAACACUGGGCUUAUGAACCUACGUCAGGUAGUCCUUAGUAAGGUGGACCAGUCGCUUCACACCAGCCCACGUGCAGACACUGCGGAGGUGUUUGCAAAGCACUGCCAGGACAUCCUGGGUAUUCCUGCUACACCAGGAACCAACAUGACAGCCAGUUUUAGCCACUUAGCUGGUGGAUAUGAUGGUCAGUACUAUAGCUAUCUAUGGAGCGAAGUCUACUCCAUGGACAUUUUCUUCAGUCGUUUUAAAAAGGAAGGCAUUAUGAAUCCAAAGGUUGGAAAAGAGUACAGAAGAGUGAUACUGGAAGCUGGGGGCUCUGUGGAUGGGAUGGACAUGGUGAAAACCUUCCUCGGACGUGCGCCGUGUCAGGAUGCUUUUUUCCAAUGCAAAGGACUGGUUAACUCACAAGAAGCAUCAAUGUAAACUGAUGUUCUCUUUAACUGUUUUUGUCAUUAUUAUAUUAUAUCUGGAUGCAGGUACAUUUCAGUUGAUAAAUGGGGUAUUAUUACUAUCUUCAGGAUUUCACGCUAGAGUUCUGUCUGCCUUUGUUUAAAUGUACAGUAGAUCACGACAGGACCUCGUCAUGACAUGUUCAGUGUAUUUUACAGCCUUUUUAAUUCGUCCUGGUGUUACUAAAACAAUAAACCAGGGAUGUCAAACUCAUUUUAUUUCAAGGGCCACAUACAACUUCAUUUGAUCUUAAGGGAGACAGACCAGUGAAACUUUCUGUCAGGGUAAAGAAGUUUAACUACACAUUAAAUCCAUCAGAUAUCUUCAUAUAUGAACAAGAAGUGCAGUUUAUCUACAUGAUAAAAGAAUUGUGCCGUAGGAAAUAAAAGGCAUCUGCCAGCACAAUUCUUUGGGCUUAAAUGGUAAGAAAUGUAUAAAUUUACAGAAAAGGUUCUGGUUGCUCAUUGCCAGGACUGUCCUGUAAUUAUAAGGCAGAAAGCUUUUGUUAGUUCAGAGAAAAUUAUCUGUUUCUCUUUAUUUUGUCUUACUAUGAACCCAUUGAAAAAAAAACAUUUCUACUGUAGAUACUGAAAAAUGGGAACUACUUUUUGUCAUUUAAAUGUUUUUCUUUUACAUAAUUACUUUGGUGUUGUAUGGAUGACCAUGGUGGAGUUAUUUAUAAGUAGGAAUUGCUGUAGAACUCAUGUCCAUAAUUUAAGCCCCCCUUCACAUUUUCCAAAGCCGUCCAGUGGGCAGAGUUGGAGUCCUUCCAACGAUUCUGGCCCCUGGGCCUUAUGUUUGACACUCGUGCAAUGAAGAAUGGACAUUUCUUUAUAUUAAAGAAUAUGAAUAAUCUGGUUUCCACAAUAGUUCUUUUUGGAAACAUACAUUGUCAUCAUUAAUUUCAUUACUUAUGCCAUCACUUAAGCUGUGACAUGU
This is a messenger RNA of Pundamilia nyererei, 3098 nucleotides long. It is a transcript of the gene nln, whose product is annotated as neurolysin (metallopeptidase M3 family). Gene Ontology annotation, molecular function: metalloendopeptidase activity. NCBI's taxonomy places the organism in Eukaryota, Metazoa, Chordata, Actinopteri, Cichliformes, Cichlidae. The record is from RefSeq and is a predicted model, not a curated record. The transcript has 13 exons. Bases 78 to 2132 code for a protein of 684 amino acids. Gene Ontology annotation, biological process: peptide metabolic process; proteolysis. Gene Ontology annotation, cellular component: mitochondrial intermembrane space.